Molecule: messenger RNA, 2159 nt
Organism: Neohortaea acidophila
Lineage: Eukaryota; Fungi; Ascomycota; Dothideomycetes; Mycosphaerellales; Teratosphaeriaceae
Exons: 5
Coding region: 160-2076 (638 amino acids)
Biological process (GO): regulation of DNA-templated transcription; DNA-templated transcription
Cellular component (GO): nucleus
Molecular function (GO): DNA-binding transcription factor activity, RNA polymerase II-specific; DNA binding; zinc ion binding
Source: RefSeq, a predicted model, not a curated record
CUACAAUCGAACUCCGCCACCACUCCGCUCCAUACGGGCUGGCCACGCCGCACUGGAACAAAUACUUAUAAUGCGGCAAUCUCUCGCGAAUGGAUCGUCUGUGUACGCUCCUCCUGCUACUAUGUUCUCAUUCCGCAAUCAGCAGCAUCGUUGAACACGAUGCGCCGCCGACGAAAUGGUCUAGCAGCUUCCUGCGAGCCAUGCCGCCAACGGAAACUGCGCUGUGAUCAUGGAAAAGCGCCUUGUCAGAGAUGCCGCCAACGAGGACUGCAAUCGCAGUGCCACUAUCACCCUGCCCCCUUGACCAAGGCUGCCGGUUCAUUCGUUCAACUUGUGGAGGACGAGGUCUCGUCGGUUGAGUGUCCAUCAAUUUCCACCGAUCCGAAAGAUCUCAGUACCCAGCACGGCGUUACCACUCACUCUCUCGCUGCUGGUCACGAACGACAGGUGGCCCUCGUCGAAAGCGUAUUGCUCGAGCUAAGCCAACUUCCUUUCUUGCGGAGUCUUAUACAUCAGUACUACGCCGUUAGCAAGUCGAACAACAUACCGGCGCCGCUAGUUUUGCCGGCCGUCGAGUCACUUUUCGGCCUCGUUAAUAAGAGCGGAGAAAUUGCAAAGCAUUCAUUGCGUCCACUGGCUGAAGCCGUGAUUCGCUCAACGGCUAGACCGAUCGUGGUCACAGAGGCCUUAUCGGCGCAAGAGUUUCUUGCUAUGCACACUGGCGAGAAUCUCCGUCUGGAAUAUCUCGGCAUUAUCUACUCCAUCGCCGGCCGAGCCAGCGAAGUCAUGCUUCCAAAGCAAGGACAGGCGGACGACCGCUUGGUGUACAAGUUGUUUCGACACAGUGAUACUUGUCUGCAACUGGCAAGUGAGAUAGCGCCUGCGAUUACUGAUGCGAUUGUGUGGCUUUCGCUCGAGAACAGCGUCUUAUGCACAGUGGCGUGUGGAGAUGACAGUGAGACUGUGGAGCGGCAUCUAGGAAACCUUUCCUCCCACCUCUUCGCCAUGGGCUAUCAUCGUGAGACCAUCAGUACAGCCAACACGCCAUUCUUCCUUGCCGAGUGUCGCAGGUGGACCUUCGCCAAGGCAUACAAUAUGGAAAUACUCUUUUCAGCACUCAGAGGCCGCCCACCGCGCGUGUUGAUGAGAUACAGUGACACCAAGCUCCCCCUUGACCUGGCGGAUGACGAUAUUGUCGCAGAUGCCUUGCAGCGAGAGCAGGCGUGCGCAAGGCUCUCGGCCGACGGCUGGAACACUGCCGGCCACUACUUUACCGCGUCUUUCCGGCGUGCAAGGGGCAUCGCUCUACAGAUCAGAGAGGAGGCGCUCGAGUACGAAUAUCGACCCAUGACUCCGGAAAGACUGGCGGAAUUGAGCGAUUUAUCGGCUCGAUGUCGAAGAGCUUGGGAAGAUCUUCCACCACACAUGAGAUACACACCGAGCUGCUGGGACUUGGACUUGCCGCCCAUAACAUGCAUGACGCUACUGAUGAUCAAGGUUGGAUUUCUACAGAGUGACCGCGAGAUCUUCCGGGCCAUGGAGCGCAUAGACCCGCAGGCCACAGCAUCCUCGCUCGUUGUUGCACAUGAGUCGCUGACUCUUAUCACGCACCUGAGCGACGCUCGCGGAAGAUCGCCCUACAUUCGUCACGAGUUCUCAUCUGUUGUUUUGGGCUACGGCUUGCCAUGUGCUAUCGUGCUCGCCACCGCAUCAAAGAAGCUGAGCCAGCCAGCAGGAUUGAAUUACACCCUUCCAGAGGGCGUCACCCGAUCUACUAUCAUUCGCGACCUCGCAGUUUUCGUGUCGCAGCUCGACAGCAUGGCUUUGAGCGCAGAGUCCAACGCCGAGGCCUGCGGACAAGCUUCACGCGCCAUCUCGCGCACGCUAGAUGACUUGUUAAAUGUGCCGUUGAUGACUGCUACGUUGGGGUCGUCGACUGCCGCAAGGGCUGCGAAUGUCGCCGAUGAUGACUUUCAGGGGGCUGAUCUUGAUGCGAUGCUGGACGAUUUUGACUUGGCCGAUUGGAUCAAGAGCAUUGAAGGCACAAGUAGCUCCGUUGAUUGGUACAAUUUCUAAGCGGAUCGAAUGUUGUAUUAUACUUCAUAAAGAAAACCCCGACUUUCAACAUGAAGCAUGAAGUCUCGUCGGUUCAUCUUGAU